This is a messenger RNA of Solanum dulcamara, 2533 nucleotides long. RefSeq names its product zinc finger CCCH domain-containing protein 44-like. Lineage: Eukaryota; Viridiplantae; Streptophyta; Magnoliopsida; Solanales; Solanaceae. The transcript has 10 exons. The record is from RefSeq and is a predicted model, not a curated record. The coding region runs from base 240 to 2234 and encodes 664 amino acids. Gene Ontology annotation, molecular function: DNA binding.
UUUUAAAAAUCAAUUAGUACUCACUAAACAUUGUUUUGAUCGUCGUCUUUUUAAACUGACAAAUGUUUUCAUUCUUCUGUCUAAUUGUUAAGUGUGUGUCAGCAAUUAGUGUAAAAUCCAAGAAUAGAUUACUCCAGUGCAAGUGAAACUUUCUUGAAAAUAGGACUCUUCAACUUGAAAAUAGAAGAGCAAAAGUUUUCAGCUUUAUGUUGAACAAGUGAAGUGGGUGUCUGCUAUAAAUGGCAAAGAAGAGGGGUAGGAAGAUUUUGAACAAAACAGAAAUUGCAGAAGAUUGGUGCUUUGAAUGUAAAGAUGGAGGAGAGCUCAUGAUUUGUGAUUAUGGGGAAUGUUUGAAAGCUUAUCACCCUGCAUGUGUGGGGAAAGAUGACUCAGUUUUGACAAGUGAUGACCGUUGGAUAUGUGGAUGGCAUACAUGCUUAGUUUGCCGGAGAAGUUCAAAUUAUCAAUGCUAUUGUUGUGAUAGAGCUGUAUGCUCUCGCUGCAUUGGUCGUGUUGAUUUUGUCCUACUUAAAGGGAAGUAUGGAUUCUGCAAUAACUGCCUAAAGCUCGCAUUGCUUGUGGAAGAAGACAGGAAUGUUGAUUCUGAUGGGGAAAGUGUAGACCUCAGAGAUCGGGAAACAUACGAGGGCCUUUUCAGGGAGUACUACGAGAUAGUAAAGGAAAAAGAAGGAUUUGACAAAAAUAGUCUUCUUGCUGGUAAGGCUCAACUAGACAAGGAGAAGAUUUGCCAAAUUAGCUCUGAUUCAGAUAAACAUAGUGAAGAAGAGGAUGGACACAGUGAAGAAGAGGAUGAACAGCUUUCUUCGGACAAUGGAGAUUUCAGUGAAGGAGAAUCUCAGAAGAAAAGGCUAAAAAAGAAAAGAUGUACACAGCAGAAAACAAAGAUUCAAAGAAGUGUCAAUUCAAAGAAAAAAGUAUUCGUUGGAUGGGGAUCAAAAGCUCUUAUGGACUUUCUUCAGUUUAUUGGUCAUGAUACCAGUGAAAAAUUAUCCCAAUAUGAUGUGACUUCAAUAGUAACCAAAUAUAUAAAAGAACAUAACCUUAUCCAUCCAGUUAAAAAGAGAAGGAUCCUUUGUGAUGUUCGGUUACAAGCUGUUUUUGGGAAGAAAGUGGUAAACAGACACAGAAUAUUCAGCCUCCUUGAAAGCCAUUUUAUUGAAAAUGAGGAGCAAUUACAAAAGGAUGAGCAUGAUCAUGAUCUUGAAGAUGAUGACACAGAAAUGUUGGUGGCUCCGAAAACUGAGAAAAAGGUUGAACAAAAGAAGAUAUCCUCAAUUUGGUAUUCAACUGCAGCACAAAGUCAAUUUGCAGCCUUGAUUCCUGAAAAUAUCAAACUCGUUUACUUGAAAAGGAGCUUGUUGCUGCAGAUGAUCAAGCAGCCUGAGUCAAUUGAAACCAAGAUUAUAGGAAGUUUUGUUCGGGUCAAGUUAGAUCCACGUGAUUAUGAGCAGCGUAACUCUCACCAGCUUGUGCAAAUUGGAGGGAUCAAGCUCAGAUCAAGCGAUAAGUGCAACAGCGAGAUUUUAAUUCAAGUUUCACAUAUGGCCGGAGAUGUUUGCUCGACCAUGCUUUCUGAUGAUGAGUUUUCUAAGGAAGAAUGUGAUGAUCUGAGAGAGAAGGUGAAAGCCAGCCUGCUUAAAAAGCUUACAAUUGUGGAGCUUGAACAGAAAGCUAAAAUCCUUCACGAGGACAUCACAAAGCAUAGGAUUGCUCGAGAGCUGGAAUUAUUGCAGAAACUCAUUGAUCGGGCAAAUGAGAAAGGAUGGAGACAUGAACUUUUCCAGCAUCUGGAGAAAAGAAAGCUCCUACAGCAACCUUCGUACCUGUCAUUUGUGCUGCAGAAUAUUCCUGGAGUGAUUCCAGAGGAAGUAGAGCUUGAAUCUAUUGAUAGGAAUGACAAUCAAAUGCACCAAUACUCAGAUGAGACAACCCCUAUGAAUCAGAAUAUUCCCGGAGUGACUCCCAAGAAAGUAGAGCUUGAACCUCUGGCUAAGAACGAGAAGGAUGUCAAUCAGAUGCACCAAUGCUUAGAUGAGACAACCCCUACAAAGAAAAAUAUUCUUGGUGUGAUUCCCGAAAAAGUAGAGCUUGAACGUCUGCUUAAAGAUGAGAGGGAUGGCAAUAAGAUGCAUCAAUGCGUGGAUGAGACACCUCCUACUGGAGUUGUCAAAUGUGAACCGAAAGAUGGAGCACCUUUUUCCGAUAGUUUGUAGAUGUAAUGUAGCUUCGUGCAACUCCCGUCUUCUCCUUCCUUGGUCAAAUUGGCGUUGUCAAGCCUUUCCUGGAGAACGUUAGUAGCUCGUCUCUAAUGGGAGGAAGAUGCUUCUAUUAGUUGCAGGUCUAACCAGCUAAGACUUUUUUUCAGACCGCUCUAGUUAAUAUAAGAAAAAACAGGUGUAGUCAUUUUGAAGUUGCAUUUGCUCUUACCCUAUAUCAUGAUUCAUGAGAAUGGAUCAAGGGUUAGAUGGUGUAUUCUUUUCAACUUAAUGCAACUUAUCUCCCUUUUCCAGAA